AUGGUUUGCAAAACCAGAGAAGUCGGCAGAAUGACGGAGGAAAUCCAAAGCAGAAUCCUGCUAACAAUUAUGGGAAUCGUUUCAGCUCCUCAUGGUCAAGACAGAACAAGUUUGAUCGUGGUAAGCCCAUCAAGCCGCCGACAUGUUACUUCUCCAGAAAAGCUGGUCAGCUGAUUUCUAGCAGCCUGGAAAAGUGGAGAGUAGCGCCUAAGCGUGAUGGUUUUCUCGUUAAAACAUUUUAUUUAACUGCUGUUGGUGAAGAUACAUCCCCCUCCCCAAGUUCUAAGAGAGAAGACUCAGGCAAGUGCUUUGAGUGAAGUCAGUGGCCCCUGCAAAUCUGUCAUUGUUUUCUUUCAGCGCGUCAUCCACGAUGGUUCGGUGUCAUUGUCAACUGAUACGUCCAACUCCAUACCAAUCAAGAUUUUGACAGGCACUGGAGCCUCACAGUUUCUAUUGCUGAGUGACCCUUUGGUGUUUUCUGAGAAGUCGUCCACUUGUGCGAGUGUUCUAAUAAGAGGAAUCAGUUCCAAGUAUACCCCGGUGCCAUCAUAUACAGUAUACACCAGUAUACACCAGUAGUUGUCAAUGCUAUUGUCACCGACAAGCGUGGUUAAGAAAAGUCUCCAGAGCCAGUAGAGAGGAGAAUUCUCCGUCUGUACCCAUAAUGUGUCGUGACGCGAGCCAUAAGUAAGAAGUUAGAAACCAGAGACAAAACAGGUAACGUUAGCUGACACCGCCAUCAGCCAGGUCCUUACGGGUGAGCAACCGAAUCCCUCUUUCUUUCAGCCAGUAUAAGUACUUUCUGAGAAACGUUUAAUGGAACAGGUCGAAAAGAUGUCAACUUCUCAACCCAUUGCAGAACAACACGAAGACCCGGAAGUCUCACCUAUAUUUUCAAGAAGUGUUAGAGAAAGCGAAGUAUCUCAGAACCCCACCUGUUACUUUACAAAGAAUGAAGUGCUAAUGAAAAUGUGGAGACCACCCGAUGUUCCCACAGAAGAGGAGUUGGCUGUCCAGUACCAGAUUAUUGUCCCAAAGACCUACAGACCGGACGUUUUAAGCACA
Messenger RNA from Pocillopora meandrina, 1065 nucleotides. Lineage: Eukaryota; Metazoa; Cnidaria; Anthozoa; Scleractinia; Pocilloporidae. The record is from the annotation of a GenBank genome assembly.